AGUGAUUUAGUAUGGCCACUAUUUUCGCGCUCAGUUCGGGUGCACUACCAUCUGCCAUCGCAGUUUUUCGAAUGUCAGGGAGUCGAGCUCUGCCGGUUCUACGAGACAUAACUCGCAAAAAAAGAUGGAUACCUCGUCAGAUGAGAUACACGAAAAUUUUCACCAAGAAUGAUGAGUUGUUGGAUACGGCCAUGGCUGUGUAUAUGCCAGGACCUUCAACAUUCACUGGUGAAGAUACUGCUGAACUCUACGUUCAUGGCAGUCGAGCCGUAGCAGAUGCUCUAUCAGAACGUUUGGCCGGGUUUGAAGGGGUGCGACAAGCCACUAGAGGAGAGUUUACGAAAAGGGCAUUCUUUAAUGGAAAAAUGGACUUUCACGAGAUUCAUGGUCUGAAAAAUCUUAUUUACGCCGAAACACAACGGCAAAGGCAAAUGUCAUAUGGUCAGAUGAGGGGAGGAGCCGAAGCUCGGCGGAUACGUGAUUUACUACAAGAUGCUGUAAUGAGAGCGUUUGUGCUAAUGGAUUUUGGGGAACAUGUGUCUGUAAGCAUAGAAGAGAUACAGGAACACAUUAAGCCAAUCCUUGAAGAGGUCAUUCGUCUCGAAAGUCGAGCAAAAGGAGCUGAAAUUGUGCAUAGAGGUCUACGAGUGGUCAUACUAGGUCGACCAAAUACGGGAAAGAGCAGCCUGAUGAAUGCUUUAGCUCAAAGAGAUGUGGCUAUUGUAUCGGAGCGAGCUGGAACCACUCGAGAUAGCAUAGAGGUCCGUUUGAACAUUGCGGGUGUACCGGUAUCGCUCACAGACACUGCUGGCAUCCGUGAGACGUCAGAUUCUAUAGAAAAGGAAGGAGUUGAAAGAGCAAAACGAAAAAUCCUCGAAGCGGACGUUGUCAUAGUUGUUAUUGAUGCCAAAGAUACCGAAGAGGAAACAAAGUCUAUACUGAAAGAGCUAAAGAAUUUAACAGAUACUCCUGUGCCGUUGAUAAUAGUUAGAAACAAGGCUGAUCUUGCAAAGUGUACGAGUUUUUCGGAGACGAAACUGAAUUUACAAUUAGACAUAGUAGAUUCCGUAAGCACCUGCGCUCUUAGCACAGAAGGUGUCCGUCCCCUCAUGGAGUCACUGGAACAUCUUGUGGAGAAUUUGUGUCCAGAUGAUAGUGGACCUUGCUUGACUGACACUCAGUUACUGAGCGAAGCUCGCGAGGAACUGGAAAAUGCUGCAUCCAUCCAUGACGCUGCUCUGUUAUGUGAUCACCUAGAACGAGCUUUAGAUAUUUUUGGACAGAUGGCUGGUUCGACGGUUAGCGAGGAAAUCUUAGACAAAUUGUUUAGUCAGUUUUGUGUAGGAAAGUAAAUUUUAGUGGUGAAAACUUUCUUUAGGAAUAUUUGUACAGAAUUUCAUAACUUUGUAGAGUAGAGGAUGAUUGUUGAACAUUAUAAACUGAUGAUAUUUGAUAAAUAUUGGAAUGCUUUGUCACAUAUUAAUACUGCUUUAUAUCCAGUUGAGGCAUAUAUCUGAAUUUACAUAAUGACAACAUUUUGAGAAAGACAGUGGUUAUCCUUAUAGGAGAAAUUAUUUCUUCGCACUACUGUAUACAGGAAUAAAGUUAAUUG
This is a messenger RNA of Cylicocyclus nassatus, 1612 nucleotides long. The record is from the annotation of a GenBank genome assembly. Lineage: Eukaryota; Metazoa; Nematoda; Chromadorea; Rhabditida; Strongylidae.